CGGUUAACUAUUUCCUGCAAGGUAUAUCCACAAAAUAAAGUUAUCUAGGCAUUUAUGAGGCUAUUCUACGCCUUAUUACUUCAAUUACAUGCACAAACGUAAUAUAUGACAAACGAACAGCUGUAAGGAACCUCAAAAAUGCUUUUAAGUUAAACAACCAAUUUUUCUAAGUAUUUUUUAACAGUAAACAUAAUAAAAGAACCAUGGCAAAGUGGAAAUUAUGUCGUCAUAAGUUUGGCACAGAGGAGUUUACUUUGGAGGAAGACACAAAAAUAUCCAUUGGCAGAGGAUACGACAAUAAAAUAACUUUGUCGAGCAUAGUGAUAUCGAGAAAUCAUUGUGUUAUAGAAGCACAAAAAGACUGCAUUUUAAUUACAGACCUAAAAAGCUCUAAUGGCACCUACAUUGGGAGUAAAAAAAUACUCGUUGGAGCUACAUUAUCUGCAAAGCAUAAUGACUUAAUAGGUUUUGGAUGGACCACAGUGGUCAGCUCGCUUCCAUCCAUCACUGACAAUGACAAGCAUGUUUAUAAAUUAGUCAACGAAAACUACAAUGAAACUGCAUUCAACAGAGAAUCUACAUCUAACAAAAUACAAUAUCUUAGUGACAGUGAUGAUAACCUAGAAUCGAAAAUUUCUUCCAUGGAUGCAGGGGAGGCCAAUGCAAAAGAACUUUUAUCUAAUAAAGUAAAAUCAGAGUCCAAGUCCUUGAAAAGAAAAUCACUUGAUAACAUUGAUGCUGGUAGUACAAAAAUUAAAAAAGAAGAUAAUGUAACUGAUUCUAGUUUAUACAAUCAUGUAACAAAAAAACGAGAUGAGGACAAACAACAAAGCUCAAAUGUCAUCAACCUUUUAUCAGAUAGUGAUAGUGAAGUAACAACCAAAGAUUCUAAAAAGAGCUUACAUGACACUAAGAAAGUUAAAAUGGAUCCUAUCUUAGAGGAACAACCUAAACAUGAAACUAAGAAUAUUAAAAACAAUCCCAUUUUCGAGGAUCAACCAAAAUGUGACGCUAAGAAAAUUAAAAUUGAUCCAAUUAUAGAGGAACAACCAAAAUUAACAGUGAAAGAAGAAGUAUUGAAUACUGAAAAUGAAAUGUCUGAUUAUGAAGUGUUUGAUGUAAAGCAAGAGUAUUUAGGAUUUGACGAUAAUGAACUCAUUCAAAUAGAGGAUAGUGAUACUGAUAGUGAAUCAGAACAAUGGCUAAUGAGACUUUCCCAAAGCUCGCCUGGCAAACCAUUCAUGAGAUGCAGCAGUGAAAUAGUUCCUCAGCAAGAAAACACAUCAUACAGCCAAAUAGAUCCCAUUAUUGACUUAGAUAAUGAUGAAGAAUUCUAUGAUGAUAUAAUCAGUAUUCCGCCACCUCCACAACCUAAGGAAUCGGAAAAUAAGAUAAGUCCUAAUGAAACGAAUAUAUCUGCAAAAAAUAAAGAGUUUUUCGGGGAAAUAACUGAUGAAGAAGACUUUUUGAAUGAUUUGAUAAGCCUUGGUGCACCAAAAACUCCCACUGCACAUGAGGAUUUCGAGAAAGGUGAAGACAGAGUAGAUGGUUGUUCUACAGUUCCACCCAAACCUGCUGUUGAGAACCAAAAUGAUAUUGGAAAGAAAACACAAAUGAUUGAGCCACUUGUGCAGAUACCAAAGAGGAAAUCACACUAUACCACUAUUAGUCCUGAAGGUAAAUCAAAAGUUACUACAUCAUCAAGAAGUACUUCUGUAAAACCAUCUUCAUCAUCUUCCUCAAAGAGGAGUAAGUCAUCAAAACAGUCCUCGUCUAAAAAUCAGAUUAGUGUGGCACUAAAAGAAGAACGAAGAAAGAAAUUAAGGGACAUUGCUAAUAAAGAUAAACAAACAGACCUAAAUUCUAGUAAAACUGAUAUUUCGGACAAUCAAUCCAAUAAAGCAAAGGUUAAUAUUAAACAAACGUCUUCCAACCGAGGGGCGUUCUUGGCAGAGGAACAAGUGGCGCAAGCAAUUGUAAAACCUAUGGCAAGAAAAACUAGUCCAGAAAAACCUCAUAAAACAAAAAGCAAGAAAACGGAAACAUCUCGCAAAAGUUCACAUAGGGAGGCGCGUUCCGAAGACAUUGAAAACUCGAAAAAACGAAAAGAAAAAGAUACUAAACAGCCAGAAAAAGUUGAAACCAAAAGACCUCAGAAACCGUCUGACCGACGGGUACCACUGAAGAGCCUUAAACCACUGUCGGAAAGUGAAGAAACAAAGAAACCAAUAUCAAAAGUAGAUCCCAUGCCCCCUAAAAAAGCAAAGAAAUCGGUCCGUUUUUCUGAUGCACCUCCUCAAAUUGUCGAAUUUGAAAUUGAGCCGGGAAACAGACUGAACAAGACUAGCUCUAUAAAAACUACACUUGUAGACACGCCUCGAAGAAUGCCGUCAUUCUCUUUAGAAAAAUUAACUUUAAUCAAAAUACUGAUAUGGAAUCCUCAUUGGCUAGAUGAGCAGAUUAAUAAUAAUGACCCGCCUCCAAUAUUAGGACAUAAUAAUAUUCCCUUGAAUAUUUUUCAAGCAUUUGAUAAUCAUCAUCAGUACGUUGGGCAAGUUGGUGACCUGCUUUUGAUGGAGAUUUGGGAAUGUAUAACGCAGGGCUACAUGAGAGUAAGGGAUCAGAACACUGGAAUCCCUAUGAAAAUUACUUCACUGCCACCUCCACCACCUAAAGAACGCGUACACGACUUAUUCAAUAUUACUGUAGAAAUUGCUGUACCAAGGUCUGAAACUAGAAAUGUACCAAGAAUGGGAGACAUAAUGAUUGUCUAUUUCGGGCCAGAAAACGCAAAGAAUUCAAGAUUUCUCUAUGUGACUAAUGUCCAACAACCAAAUAACAGACGGCCUUGUUUCACAGUAAAUCUGAAUGCAAUUUUCACUGACAAGAUGAGGUCAAUGCACCCUGGCGACGUAUUGAUCGGGAAGAGCCUAGCGUAUAUACAGAAAGAACUGGCUCUAUACGAAGCAAUGGAGUACAUGGCGAGGUCUCCACUUAGCGAGGCCAUUUUAAGGCCGGAGCCACAACAUUUCCCGGAAGUACCACACCAUCCAGAAUGUAACAUGAACUCAAAGUGGGUCACAGGUCUAAACGACAGCCAAAAGGCGGCCAUAAGCGCAUCCGUGUCGGCGGCGCUCGGAGACCGGCCGCGCAUACAGAUGGUGCAGGGACCUCCUGGCACAGGCAAGUCGGCGGUGAUCACGGCGAUGGUGAUGGCGUACUUCUACGACCCGGCGGAGCGGCGGCUGCAGAACCGCGGCAAGAUCCUCAUCUGCGCCACCAGUAACGCGGCCGUCGACGAGCUCGUCUGCCGGCUGCUGAUCAUCAGGCAGACGCUGCCCAAGAACGAGCGGUUCCGCAUGGUGCGCGUGGGGCGCGCCGACGCGAUGAACCCGCGCGCGCGCGACGUGAGCUCGCAGGGGCUGGCGCAGCGCGACGCGCGCGUGCGCCCCGACCAGCAAGCGCCCGCGCUCAAGGAGGAGGUAUUAUCACACUCAUGGGUCACAGACGAGCGGCUCCGCAUGGUGCGCGUGGGGCGCGCCGACGCGAUGAACCCGCGCGCGCGCGACGUGAGCUCGCAGGGGCUGGCGCAGCGCGACGCGCGCGUGCGCCCCGACCAGCAAGCGCCCGCGCUCAAGGAGGAGGUAUUAUCACACUCAUGGGUCACAGACGAGCGGCUCCGCAUGGUGCGCGUGGGGCGCGCCGACGCGAUGAACCCGCGCGCGCGCGACGUGAGCUCGCAGGGGCUGGCGCAGCGCGACGCGCGCGUCCGCCCCGACCAGCAAGCGCCCGCGCUCAAGGAGGAGGUAUUAUCACACUCAUGGGUCACAGACGAGCGGCUCCGCAUGGUGCGCGUGGGGCGCGCCGACGCGAUGAACCCGCGCGCGCGCGACGUGAGCUCGCAGGGGCUGGCGCAGCGCGACGCGCGCGUCCGCCCCGACCAGCAAGCGCCCGCGCUCAAGGAGGAGGUAUUAUCACACUCAUGGGUCACAGACGAGCGGCUCCGCAUGGUGCGCGUGGGGCGCGCCGACGCGAUGAACCCGCGCGCGCGCGACGUGAGCUCGCAGGGGCUGGCGCAGCGCGACGCGCGCGUGCGCCCCGACCAGCAAGCGCCCGCGCUCAAGGAGGAGGUAUUAUCACACUCAUGGGUCACAGACGAGCGGCUCCGCAUGGUGCGCGUGGGGCGCGCCGACGCGAUGAACCCGCGCGCGCGCGACGUGAGCUCGCAGGGGCUGGCGCAGCGCGACGCGCGCGUCCGCCCCGACCAGCAAGCGCCCGCGCUCAAGGAGGAGGUAUUAUCACACUCAUGGGUCACAGACGAGCGGCUCCGCAUGGUGCGCGUGGGGCGCGCCGACGCGAUGAACCCGCGCGCGCGCGACGUGAGCUCGCAGGGGCUGGCGCAGCGCGACGCGCGCGUCCGCCCCGACCAGCAAGCGCCCGCGCUCAAGGAGGAGGUAUUAUCACACUCAUGGGUCACAGACGAGCGGCUCCGCAUGGUGCGCGUGGGGCGCGCCGACGCGAUGAACCCGCGCGCGCGCGACGUGAGCUCGCAGGGGCUGGCGCAGCGCGACGCGCGCGUCCGCCCCGACCAGCAAGCGCCCGCGCUCAAGGAGGAGGUAUUAUCACACUCAUGGGUCACAGACGAGCGGUUCCGCAUGGUGCGCGUGGGGCGCGCCGACGCGAUGAACCCGCGCGCGCGCGACGUGAGCUCGCAGGGGCUGGCGCAGCGCGACGCGCGCGUCCGCCCCGACCAGCAAGCGCCCGCGCUCAAGGAGGAGGUAUUAUCACACUCAUGGGUCACAGACGAGCGGCUCCGCAUGGUGCGCGUGGGGCGCGCCGACGCGAUGAACCCGCGCGCGCGCGACGUGAGCUCGCAGGGGCUGGCGCAGCGCGACGCGCGCGUCCGCCCCGACCAGCAAGCGCCCGCGCUCAAGGAGGAGGUAUUAUCACACUCAUGGGUCACAGACGAGCGGCUCCGCAUGGUGCGCGUGGGGCGCGCCGACGCGAUGAACCCGCGCGCGCGCGACGUGAGCUCGCAGGGGCUGGCGCAGCGCGACGCGCGCGUCCGCCCCGACCAGCAAGCGCCCGCGCUCAAGGAGGAGGUAUUAUCACACUCAUGGGUCACAGACGAGCGGCUCCGCAUGGUGCGCGUGGGGCGCGCCGACGCGAUGAACCCGCGCGCGCGCGACGUGAGCUCGCAGGGGCUGGCGCAGCGCGACGCGCGCGUCCGCCCCGACCAGCAAGCGCCCGCGCUCAAGGAGGAGGUAUUAUCACACUCAUGGGUCACAGACGAGCGGCUCCGCAUGGUGCGCGUGGGGCGCGCCGACGCGAUGAACCCGCGCGCGCGCGACGUGAGCUCGCAGGGGCUGGCGCAGCGCGACGCGCGCGUCCGCCCCGACCAGCAAGCGCCCGCGCUCAAGGAGGAGGUAUUAUCACACUCAUGGGUCACAGACGAGUGGCUCCGCAUGGUGCGCGUGGGGCGCGCCGACGCGAUGAACCCGCGCGCGCGCGACGUGAGCUCGCAGGGGCUGGCGCAGCGCGACGCGCGCGUCCGCCCCGACCAGCAAGCGCCCGCGCUCAAGGAGGAGGUAUUAUCACACUCAUGGGUCACAGACGAGCGGCUCCGCAUGGUGCGCGUGGGGCGCGCCGACGCGAUGAACCCGCGCGCGCGCGACGUGAGCUCGCAGGGGCUGGCGCAGCGCGACGCGCGCGUCCGCCCCGACCAGCAAGCGCCCGCGCUCAAGGAGGAGAUCUCGAGACUGACUGCCAAAAUCAACAUGUGGAAAAGCCAGAGCCGCGAUGCCAAAGAUCCGUCCCGCAUCGCCUACUGCGAGGAGCGCGUCAAGCAAUUCACACUCAAGAGAGCACAGUUAGGAGGGUCGGGCGAGGGCGCCGAGGAGCCUCGGGCCGAGGAGGUGGCGCGCGCCGAGCGCCGCAUCAUCGAGGGCGCCGACAUCGUGCUCACCACGCUCGCCUCCGCCAUCAACCACAAGAUGCGCGGGUUAAAAAGACGUAUCGCGUUAUGCAUCGUGGACGAGGCGGGGCAGGCGAUCGAGCCGGAGGCGCUGAUCCCGCUCACGCUCGACGUCACGCGGCUCACGCUCAUCGGCGAUCCGCAACAGCUGCCCGGCUACAUCUGCUCACAGCGCGCGAAACGUCACGGCCUAGGCGAGAGCUUAUUCUCGCGUCUAGCGGGCAGCGCGGAGAGCUGGCGGCGGACGCCGGUGGUGCUGCUGGACACGCAGUACCGCAUGCAGCGCGCCAUCGCCGAGUACCCGGUGCGCACGUUCUACGCGGGCCGCGUGGCCUGCGCCGCCGCGCCGCGCCCGCCGCUGCCCGUGCUGCCCUACUCCAUCCUCGCCGUGGCCAGCGGCGACAAGGGCCAGGGUGCAUCAGGCAGCAACGACAUGGAGGCGUGGGGCGUGACUCGCCUAGCAAUCGCACUGCGCGAGGUGGCGCGGCGGCUGAACCUCAACAUGGCCAUCAUUACUCCCUACAACGCGCACAAGGAGCUCAUCAAGAGGAACCUGAAAGCACUGCAGCAGGAUCAAUCGGAACCAGUGGAGGUUAACACGGUGGACAGCUUCCAAGGGCAAGAACGAGACAUCAUAAUAGUGUCGCUAGCUCGCUCGCACGGCGUGGGCUUCCUGACGGACGCGGGUCGCCUCAACGUGAUGCUGACGCGCGCCAGGCACGCGCUCGUCAUCGCGCUCAACCCGCAUGCCUUCAUGAGAAACGAUCAGUGGCGUACUUUGGUCGAAGAUGCUCAAAGGAGACGAGUUCUACGGCAGCUGCCGAACAAAUUGUGCCAACCUCUCAUCCCUGGUCAACCCGUCGAGGAAAUCCUGCAGUACAUAAACUAAGAGCCAUAUCCACA
Cydia splendana is the source of this 6877-nucleotide messenger RNA. RefSeq lists its product as uncharacterized. NCBI's taxonomy places the organism in Eukaryota, Metazoa, Arthropoda, Insecta, Lepidoptera, Tortricidae. The record is from RefSeq and is a predicted model, not a curated record. The transcript is spliced from 16 exons. Bases 204 to 6863 code for a protein of 2219 amino acids. Gene Ontology annotation, molecular function: protein binding; helicase activity.